Messenger RNA from Lottia gigantea (owl limpet), 1101 nucleotides. RefSeq lists its product as hypothetical. Lineage: Eukaryota; Metazoa; Mollusca; Gastropoda; Lottiidae. The transcript is spliced from 2 exons. The coding region runs from base 1 to 1101 and encodes 366 amino acids. The record is from RefSeq and is a predicted model, not a curated record.
AUGGAAGUAGAAAAUGAUAAGGAUAUCAUUGGAAUCAAAGAUUUGGAUAUGAUAUUGGAGACGGAAAAUCCACCAUUAACCAACAUUGUCAAAAUUCCAUUUAUAAUACCCGUAUACGUACCCGGACCAAUAGAAUCGAGCAGUCACGAGUUUUUACGAACAACAGACUUUGAAUACGUAAAACUGUAUUUCGCUUUAGGUGAAAAAUACACCUCUACCGAUGUUCAUAAAAGUCAACAAGAACGAGAGUUUAUAGUACAUUUAUCGUUUGCCGAAGGUUCCGACUCCAUCCUUGAAGAUUUAAAGCCUACAGAUCCCAUUCCAGAAGAAUUAUAUGAUAAACUAAUGAAUGUAGUAGAAAUAUUUGUAGGUACAGAUUGCAUCGAUCAAAUGUUGAAAUAUUUAGGUCAAUAUGAUAGAAAGAGAUUAAUAUUAAUUUCUCAUAACGGCAGUGGAUUCGACAACUGGAUCGUGCUUAAAAAUGCAAAAAAACUAACGCAUUGCCCUUUAAAAACACCCAGAGGAAUUCUAUCUUUUCCUUUAUCUAAUCCAUACACGGAUGAAGAUUUACAGAAAAAAUGGAAAAGACAGAAAGAAAUAAAGGGUAAUUAUUUACAACAUAUUAAUUUCACGUGUUCCUAUCAACACGAAUCCUCUAGUUUGGCUGCAUGGGGAAAUUCUUCCAAUCUCCCCGCGAAUUUGAGAAAGAUUGCCGACGCAGAUAUAGCUAAAUACACGCAAGACAACUGGGGGGAAUUGAGACACGAAUGGGAACCUUACGCCAAGAGAGACACUCUCUGUUUGGGAGCUUGUUUGAUAAAAUACAACCAAGUGACGAAAGAAGUUGUAAACCAGAAUAUGUCCAAUAAUCUAACGGCUCCAUCUUUAUCUUUAAAGGGUUGGUAUUAUUUAUAUCAUUACGAUAAAGAAAUGGUGGAAGAAGAAUGGUAUGAAACUAUUAGAAUGGUUGCGAAACAUACCGAAAAAGAAAACGUAGAAAAAGUUUAUUCGCACACUAAUCCUUUUAUAAGAAAUUUUAUCAGACGAUCUAUUAAAGGAGGAAGAGUUUCGGCAAAUAGAAAAUCAUUUGAAAAUGGAUGA